This is a messenger RNA of Osmerus eperlanus (European smelt), 4032 nucleotides long. RefSeq names its product coagulation factor XIII A chain-like. Gene Ontology annotation, biological process: blood coagulation, fibrin clot formation; peptide cross-linking. NCBI's taxonomy places the organism in Eukaryota, Metazoa, Chordata, Actinopteri, Osmeriformes, Osmeridae. Bases 1273 to 3495 code for a protein of 740 amino acids. The transcript has 16 exons. Gene Ontology annotation, molecular function: protein-glutamine gamma-glutamyltransferase activity. The record is from RefSeq and is a predicted model, not a curated record.
AUAAAGAUUGUUUUUUACGAUAAUUUAUCUUCUAUUUUUGCCCACAUCAGUUACAUAUCCCCCCCCCCCACUCAGAUUGGAAUCUGUACAGUAUGGAUCAUGGGACCUUGAAGACAUUGGUCACUCAAACUAACAUAACCACACACACAUAUACACACUUACACUCACACAUAAACAGUCUGUCACACUAAGUCAAACACUCACACAAACAAAUGUACUCUGCCAGCCUGACACAUUAACACAUACAGUAGUUUCUACUUUGUCACUGUCAAUUGCAGAUGGUGUCCUCUGAUGUCCUCCAUAGAAAAGCCUAAAUAGAGUGUGAGAUGUGUCAACUUACAUCUCUGAUUUCUCCAUGUUUAACUGGAUGAGGAUGACCUGCCAGCAGAACGCCAGUCACAUGGUCCUUAUUUACUGUAGGAACCCCUCAUCUCAGCAGAAACAGUGCAAGAGAAAUGCUGACAGCCCACUAAACUAUGGCUGGUGUAUUGAUGCUGCUGAGAUGAGAUGAGGGACAGAUUUUAAUGUUUCCCAGAGUCACAGAGCAGGCUUGGGAUCUGUUUAGAUCACAGCCAGUGAGGCUGAGAUGACAUAAUCCUGGGUCAGUUUAUACUCUGACAAUUAAAACCCCUCUGUAUAUCCAGCAGCAGGUCUAUCUGACCCAGGCAGGAAGUGUCAAGAGUGUGAAAUUCUCUGUGUUCUAGAAUGAGGAACUGUACUAUGUCACUGUGACCAGAUACCCUGUUGUAGCCAUGGCGACCCAGAUGUACUGUAGAGCAUACAAAAGCUAAGGAUUAGCAUGAUAACAACCGCAACAAACAUCAAAGAUAUGUAACAGUUCUCUAACAAAGAAGACAAUAAGAACCAUAAGAAGAUUAUAACAGUAGAGCAGUCAUGUUCUGUUUGGUGAAUCAGAGCAGAGUGGACAUAUUCGAUGUAGACAUGUCGUACAUAUGUGGAAAAGUACUUGAGCACCCCUUUAAAAUGACUGGAAUUUCUACCUCAACUUCCUAUUCAAUGGGGGGCAUGGUCAGUGUGUGUGUGUGUGUGUGUGUGUGUGUGUGCGUGUGUGUGUGUGAAUGAGGAACUAUCUGGGGUUUAUAAAUCCUUGGUUGGACGUCUGUGGAUCACCAUUGGAGUGCCUCAGGGAUUCCAGCAGCUUCAUCUCUUCCUCAGAACAACCCAACAGUCUCUUCCACUCUUCCUCCAUUCACCACCUCGCCCCACCCCUGUCUACAUAGCGGUGUCAGGACCUGUUACUGCCACUUCACCAUGAGUAUUUGUGCCAAUACCGUGCUGGUGCCCACCGUGACCCAUGCUGGGCGUUACAGCACACCACGUCCCCGCUGUAAUGCUGAGUUCCACCACAUGCAGGAGUUUGUACCCUUUGGUGGCAAGGAAGGAGAAGAGGAUCCUACACUAGUUUCAGAUGACAUUUCCAGCCUCAACGUGGUCACAGUGGACAUGUUGCAGCAGAGCAACAAGGUGGAGCACCACACCGCCAGGUACGAUUCCCCCCAGCUCAUCAUACGCAGGGGACAGGAGUUCUUCGUAUCCGUGACCUUCAAUCGACCCCUGAGCCCCACCGAUAAGUUCCAGCUGGAGUUCAUGAUUGGUGCCAACCCCACAGUCAGUAAAGAAUCCAUGAUUGUGGUGCCAUUUUACGGCAGCCCCGGGGGGUCAUGGACAGGUCGGAGGGUGAAUAAGCAAGGUGCCAUGGUGACACUGGGCAUCACUCCAAAUCCAAAAGCGCUGGUCGGAAAGUUCCAGAGCUGCGUGGCCAUCUUGAUCCCCAGUGGAAUCAUCCGGACCAAACGGGACCCCAGCACUGACCUCUACCUGCUGUUCAACGCCUGGUGCCCUGAUGAUGAAGUGUUUCUAAACAACGAUACAGACAGGAAUGAGUAUGUGCUGAAUGAUUAUGGAGUCUUAUACAUGGGAAAUGUUGAUGCUGUGUCUCACAGAAUGUGGCUCUAUGGUCAGUUUGAGCGUGGAGUGCUGGAUGCCUGCAUCUACAUCCUGGAUGCAUGUAAUAUGCCUAUUGACAACAGAGGCAGCAGCAUCUACAUCACCAGGCAGGCCUCGGCCAUGAUUAACUCAGAGGAUGAUGAUGGGGUAAUAGUUGGACGAUGGGACGAAGACUACUCUCUGGGCACGGCUCCUGAUCUGUGGACAGGCAGCACACAGAUUCUGCUGAAGUACGCCAGCACGCGCACACCUGUCCGUUACGGGCAGUGCUGGGUCUUUGCAGGAGUGUUCAACAGCUUCCUGCGCUGUCUGGGAAUUCCAUCCAGGGUUGUUACAAACUACGGCUCUGCCCACGACAAUGAUGGCAAAAUAAAGAUUGACAUCAUCUUCCUCCCAAAUGGAGAACGUGACAAAGUCACAGACUCCAUCUGGAACUACCAUUGCUGGAAUGAGGCGUACAUGAGCAGGAGUGAUCUGCCUGCAGGUCUAGGAGGCUGGCAGGUAGUGGACGCCACUCCACAGGAGACAGGCAGUGGAUAUUAUUGUUGUGGGCCAGCAUCAGUCAAGGCCGUCAAGGAGGGUCAGGUCUCUUAUCCCUUCGACAUGAAGUUUGUCUUCGCUGAGGUUGCCAGUUAUGUGGUGUUCCAAAAGCGUGACGAAUAUGGAGUUUUGACCCCCUUCCACACAGACAAAACCUGUGUGGGAAAGUUGGUCCUCACCAAGUCUGUGGACAGUGAUGAGCCAGCUGACAUCACAAAUACAUACAAGUACCCUGUUGCAGAGGAGAUUCGAGGUUUUAAAACUGCGGGUGCAAAGGUAGGCAUCAGUAAUGAUGAACCCACCAGUGUUCUGGGAGAGGACUUGGAGAGCGACAACCCUGAGCUUCCAGGAACCACAGUGACAGCGUCCAUCCUGGUCAACCAAGUCCAGCUGGAGCAGGACUUCACCUUGGUUAUUGAGUUUACCAACCUGGGGGGGGUCGAGCUCAAGAUACAGGCCAACCUGUCUGGCAGCGUGGCCUUUUAUACUGGAGUGCCGUCAGAAAAGUUUAAAGACGAAAACGUAGACGUCACCGUCAGUCCAUACACAACUGAGCGUGUCUUGGUGAAUGUGUUGGCGGUGGAGUACAUGCCCAACAUCAACUUUCAGUCCAACCUCUACUUCACUUUGGUGGGACACACAACCGACAACCAGGACUUCGCUACUGUGAAGGUCCUCACUCUGCAGGUCCCUACUCUCAGCAUUGAGGUGAGCGAACCCCCCCAUCUGGGUCAGGUAACGUAUGUCACGGUCAGCUUCACCAAUCCCUUCACCUUCUCUCUGGACGACGUCUCCAUCAGCUGUGAGGGAUCUGGCCUCCUGGACUUCAAAAUCAAGCAGUACAGUGUGAUCGCUCCCAACGACACUAUCACCUGGGUCGAGUCGUGCUGUCCGAAGCGAACAGGGAAAAGUCGCCUCUGCGCCUUUCUGGACUGCAACAAGCUCAGACGUGUCAGCGGGAUCCUGGACGUUCUCAUCCUACCCUGAUUGGCUUGGCAGGAGAAGACCCGCCUACUUGCCCCUUUACCCCCUUUACCGGUCCUUCACCAAUCAACAGAGAGCAAGGAAUGCGAAGCCCAAGUAGCGCAUGUUUUUUUUGUUGUAUUCUAUUUCCUUGGAAUGGCUCCUGCACUUUUAAUCCGCAAAAUAACUAAUUUCAAGUCACAUGUUCCCCAUUCAAAUUUAAAUUAACCUGUGGAGGCUAUAUUGAAAACUACUUUCAGGUUUUGAAAAAUGAUCUGUCUUUGAAAACAAUGCAAACCAAAUAUUUUAGCUUCAUAAAAUCAUGAUCAUUUCAUUACCUAUCUGAUCAAAUGCUUCUCCUAUUAUUCUAUUUUAGAUCUUAUGAAUCUGAGUUUGAAAACAUUUUAAGAGAAAUGGCAAGAUCUGUCAAAACCAGUAGAAACCUUGGUCUCUUACAUAAUCAUUUUCUUUAUCUUCUGUUUUGUUUCUAUUAUUAAUAUUUGUUUUAGUAAAAGCUUUGCUCAGCCAAUUAUGAUCAAUAAAGCAUUCAUAAAAUCAUGA